AAAUAGCAUCAUAGAAGGCUGUAUUCUCUCACCUUCUCCAUCAGAAAAGCAUGUGUCCUUCUUGGGGCACUGAAAACCAUGGAUGGACUGAAACUGCUGUGAACCUCUGCCAAAGAUGCAAAAUGAAAACCUCACGUUCUACCUACUUUUUCAACCAAAUUUGGACCUAAGGAGUCUCAAUUUCCUCAGACCUGGGGCCCAAAGCAUUUGCUAUGGCACAUGUUACAGCCAUUCCUGUCCUGCUGAUAUUAAGCCUUUUCCAGCAUAAGACACUGCUUUCCACAAUCCUGGCAAGUGAGCAAGAAGACAUAAAGGAUGCACUUAGGCUACAUAAUGUUCUGUGGACCACCAAGAACGAUUCAAGAGUUAUUUUGUCCUGGAACAAUAACGUGACAAAAGAAGAAACCAAGAAAUACACUGUGAAGUAUAUUUUGAUUUAUAAGUUCUUCAAUACCACUAAGGAAAGGAAAGAAAGACUGCAGGAGAAGGAAAAAAUAAUACAUCUUAAAUUACAUUCUGGUUUUAAUGCUAAAGUUAAGACACAACUUUUUGCAAAAGAAACAGAAGACAUAAUUAAGGAGAGUGACUGGACAGAAUUUACUUACAAGGCACCUCCAGUCUACAUUCAGAAUCUUUCGUGCAUCAUAUAUAACAUUUCUUUCUUCAACUGCACCUGGCACAUCAAAGCAGAAACUCCUGAAGAUAUCCAGAUCUUUACCUCAUACAGGCAUGCAGGAAAAGUUUUUGCAUGCCAGCAAUAUAUAAAAAAUACAAGGAAGAAAAAUAUUGGAUGCCAUAUGAAAGAAAUAUAUUUCCAACCAUCAAGGAAAAUAAAUUUAAAUAUAACUGUGAGAAAUUUGAGAAAUAGUUCAAGAGGACUGUCUUAUUACAAAGCUUUCACACCUCAGAUAAUAGAGAAGCUGAACCCACCAAUCAACGUCUCAGUUUCCCUUGAAAACAGAAGUAUUAAAAUUCACUGGAAACCUCCACCUACUAUUGGCUCAGCAAAGAAAAAAUGUUUUUUGUACCAAGUGAAAAUAACAGAUCACAAGAUUGUAAAUGUCACUGCAGAGAACUAUAAGUAUCCAUUUCAUAAGCCAGCAAAAAAAUGUGCAGCACAAGUGAGGGUAAAGAAAGAAAUUUGCAUAGCAAACAAGAUCUGGAGUGAAUGGAGUGAACCAGUAUUUAUUCACGAUGAAAAGACAGUGGAUAUCCUGCUGCUAAGCCUCGGAUUGUUUUGUCCUCUGGUUUUCCUUGGAGGUUUGCUGAUAUAUGCAUGUAGAAGGUAUAGAUGUCUGGAAGUCAUAACCACGCCUGUUCCAUGUCCUUCAGAUAAUAUCAAAACGUGGUUAGCAGAUGAGACUCACCACCAGCAACGUAUGUCAAUGCAAAUGGAGAUGCACUCAGAGGUUACUCUGGGAACAACAGAAGAGAACAGAGAUGAAAAUAUUCAACUACAUGUUUGAAAGAAUUUGUGUUAGAAGACUUAUAGAGAUGAUAUGCCUUUUUUAUCUGCAUGCAAGUGUACCUUGUACCUUUCCAUGAGGUAUACAAUAUUCUAACAGAUCAAAGAACAGCUGAUGUGGGAGUUUGUCUGAGCCAAAUAA
Molecule: messenger RNA, 1607 nt
Organism: Sturnus vulgaris (Common starling)
Lineage: Eukaryota; Metazoa; Chordata; Aves; Passeriformes; Sturnidae
Source: RefSeq, a predicted model, not a curated record